GAGAAAAGGGAGGGAGCAAACUAAAUAGGGAGGGUAGGGAAGAAAGAAUGUACUGAGAUCUCAUCAUGUGAUUUUUUCUCUCUCUCUUUUUAUAUAGCUGCACAGUGAUUACAUGUUUGUAGUUUGGGGCUCUUAGCAAAGUUUUCCAAACCCUCUCGGCUCUCUCGCUCUUUUUCAACAGCCUGCUUUCCCUUGGCUUUUUGUUUUUUUGGUCCAGUUGUGUGUGACGUUUGAGUGGAGUCCCUGCCCUUGUUUCAUGCACUUUGGUUUAGAAGGAAGGAGAGGAACUCAUGGAGAGGCGGACAUUUACUUGACCUGUCAAAGGGAAGAUGUAUUGAAGGUAUAAACAAAAGGGGCUGUUUGUGUUUUGGCCCGAGUGCGUAUGCUUUUUUCCCUCACAGGGGAGUCGGAUGAAGAGGAGGAAAGGCGUGGAGAAAGAGACUAAAGCUGAGAGAAAGUGAGAAAGUACCUGACGCGGGGGGAGAGAGAAGAAGAAAAGUUACCUAAUUGUGUCACCCAUGAGAAAAGGUGGAUGAAAAGUUGAGGAAUCUGUCUGACACGAGAGGAGGAGUGCCAGCCUGGGGGGGGGGACCACCAAUACAGCCUUCUUCCAACAACAACAGGACAGGAUGAGGUACCAAGGCAGGGAGGUGGAUGUUGAAGGACGAGUGCGCCUGGUGAUGGAGAGUGCCCUGACGGCCCGGGACAGGGUCGGGGUGCAGGACUUUGUCUUGCUGGAAAACUACAACAGCGAGGCUGCCUUCAUAGAGAACCUACGGAGACGCUUCGGGGAAAACCUCAUCUAUACGUAUAUUGGCUCCGUGUUGGUGUCGGUGAACCCUUACAAAGAGCUGGAGAUUUACUCCAAGCAGCAGAUGGACCGCUACAGAGGGGUCAGCUUCUAUGAGAUAUCGCCUCACAUCUACGCCUUGUCAGACAACACUUACCGAGCCAUGCGGACCGAGAGGAAGGACCAGUGUAUUAUGAUAUCGGGUGAGAGUGGAGCAGGUAAAACAGAAGCCUCCAAGAAGAUCCUCCUCUACUACGCUGUCACCUGCCCCGUUAAUGAACAUAUGGCGACCCUUGGUGACCGCCUACUGCAGUCUAACUCUGUUCUGGAGGCAUUUGGCAACGCCAAAACAUUUAGGAAUGACAACUCCAGCCGCUUUGGAAAAUACAUGGAUAUCCAGUUUGACUUUAGGGGGGCGCCAGCGGGCGGUCACAUCCUGAAGUACCUGCUGGAGAAAUCACGUGUGGUGCACCAGAACCAAGGUGAGAGGAACUUCCACAUCUUCUAUCAGCUUCUGGAUGGAGGGGACGACAACUUGCUGACCGCACUGGCCCUGGAAAGGAACCCUCAGAACUACAGCUAUCUGGUGAAGGGCAACUGUCCCAGACUCAGCUCCGUCAGUGACAAGAGAAAUUGGAAUGUUGUGAUGAAGGCCCUGUCUGUUAUUGGUUUCACAGAGGAAGAAGUGCAGAACUUGCUCAAUAUCAUCGCCAGUGUUCUCCAUCUGGGAAACACUCAGUUUGGGGAAGGGGAGGAUGGAGAAGCUUAUGUCACCUCUGAGACUCAGAUAACAAAUCUUGCAAAGCUGCUGGGUAUCGAUGUUUCAGUGCUCGGGGAGGCACUCACUCACAAGAAACUCACUGCCAAAGGAGAGGAGAUGAUCAGCCCGCUAAAUUUUGAGCAGGCAGUGUCUGCCCGCGACGCCAUAGCCAAGUCUGUGUACGGUCGGACCUUCACUUGGUUGGUGGAGAAGAUGAAUCAGUCGCUGGCUCUGAAGGAAGAAAUCUACCACAGCGGUAAGGGCUGCUCAGUCAUUGGGCUUCUGGAUAUCUAUGGCUUUGAGGUCCUACAGCACAAUAGUUUUGAGCAGUUCUGCAUUAACUAUUGCAAUGAGAAGCUCCAGCAGCUGUUUAUUGAGCUCACCCUGAGAUCUGAGCAGGAGGAGUACGAGACAGAGGGAAUUGCAUGGGAGACGGUGCAAUACUUCGACAACAAGAUCAUUUGUGACCUGAUAGAGGAGAAGCACAAAGGCAUCAUCUCCAUUCUGGAUGAGGAGUGCCUGAGACCUGGAGAGACCAGUGAUGUCUCCUUUUUAGAGAAGUUGGAAGACACACUGGGCGGCCAUCCCCAUUUUGUCACUCACAAGUUGGCAAAUGGAAAAACCCGUAGGGUAAUGAGUAGGGAGGAGUUCAGGCUGCUGCAUUAUGCUGGGGAGGUCAACUACAAUGUCAAUGGCUUCCUAGAGAAGAACAAUAAAUAUCUGAACAGGAACCUGAAAGAGGUCAUGUGCCAGUCAGACAACCAGAUCGUAAGUCACUGCUUCCGCAGAGAGGGAGUGAUGGACCAGAAACGCCCUGAGAUGGCCGCCACUCAGUUUAAAAACAGCCUGGUGAAACUUAUGGAGAUCCUCAUGUCUAAAGAGCCAUCCUACGUGCGCUGUAUCAAACCUAAUGAUGCCAAGCAGCCAGGAAGGUUUGAUGAAGUUCUGGUCAGACACCAGGUGAAGUACCUGGGCCUGAUGGAAAACCUGAGGGUCAGGAGAGCUGGCUUUGCCUAUCGACGUCGCUUUGAAGCCUUCCUGCAGAGAUAUAAACCCCUGUGUCCUGAGACUUGGCCCAAUUGGCACGGCAGACUUGCAGAUGGUGUCUCGAUACUGGUCAACCACCUAGGCUACCAAGCAGAGGAGUACAAACUGGGCAGGUCAAAAAUCUUCAUCCGUUUCCCAAAAACUCUCUUCGCCACUGAAGAUGCACUAGAAGCAAAAAAGCCAGAGAUAGCUUUGACCCUGCAGACGUCAUGGAGAGGCUACAGGGAGAGAGCCAAGUACCAACGCAUCAGAAGCGCAGUGAUUACGAUCCAGUCUGGGUGGCGAGGGAUGAAAGCACGCAGGAGGGCUAAGAGGCGUCGACAGGCUGCUGACUUGAUACGCAGGCUCAUAAAAGGCUUCAUCUACCGCCAUGAGGAAUACUGCCCUGAGAAUGAGUAUUUCCUGGAUCAUGUGCGCUAUUCCUUCCUCAAGAAUCUACGUAAAAACCUGCCCAAGAGCGUUUUGGACAAAAACUGGCCGACACCCCCUCCAUUACUCGUGGAGACCUCUGAGCACCUGCGGACACUGCACAUGAGAAACAUGUUCAUGAAGUAUUGCAGGAGGGUCCAGCCUGAAUGGAAGAAGCAGAUGAUGCAGAAGGUUGUAGCCAGUGAGCUCUUCAAGGAUCAGAAAGACAGCUAUCCUCUGGGUGUUGGAAGGCUGUUUUUGGACUCCAGGCUGGAACGUGAACAAAUCAAUCUCAAAGUCGUCCAGACCCUCGGCAAUGACAAAGUGCAGUAUGGCGUAUCAGUCGUAAAGUAUGACAGGAGGGGUUACAAGCCUCGCCCUCGCCAGCUGCUGCUCACUAGCGCCUUUGCUGUGCUAGUGGACAGGACCAAGAUCAAACAGAGGAUUGACUACACAGCUCUGAGAGGCAUCUCUGUGAGCUCUCUCAGCGAUGGGAUGUUUGUUCUGCACAUGCCCAAUGAGGACAAUAAGCAGAAGGGUGACGUGGUACUGCACUGCAACCAUGUGAUUGAGCUGGUGACAAAACUAGCCAUGAUGGCCAGAAAAGUCAACUUUGUCAACAUCAGCCCGGGCAGUAUUAGGUUCGCUGCGGCUCGAGGCAAAGAAGGAAUCAUUGAUUUCGUCAGGGGUCCAGAGCUAAAGGUGGUCAAAGGCAAGCGAGGACAUCUGCUAGUGAUUGCCCCUCGGAGCAACAGCACAUGAAGAAACAGAAAACAGUUACCAGAUAAACUUAAUCCUUUUAGCUAACUGGAGGACUGACCCUCAGAGGUUUUCACAGUUAUGUGUUUGGUUUGUAGCCGACAGAACGAUACCACAAGCACACACAACAGAAUGAAGAUUCCUUUCAUAUGCAUCAUCCUAAUUACAAGAAUGUCUCUAGUAAUGCAAUAAUGACUGAUCUUUUUCUUCUUCUUUUUUUAAGAUUGGAAAAUCAUAACAUGAAGUUAUCACUGUUUCAAUUGCUUCAUCUCUUUAUUGUCAGUCAUACAUAAAUAUAUUUCCACUUCAUCAAAUAUAAAAUAUAAUAAUGUAAAACACUGUAUCUCUAUACUGUAAGAGACAUAAAAUAAACCACUUUGAAAUAAAUAGCAUGUUAAUAAAUAUGUCAAUAAAUAGCAAAUAUAUAUUUGGAAAGUCCAGCAGCCUGAAGGCUUGGGGGAAGAACAUCAUGUUGGGAAGUCUUGUCUGGGAGCUUAUUGCUAACUUACAGUCACAGAGGUGAGACAGAAACUGUGGGAAAUACCCAAGAAAACCCUUAAAUAGACAGUAAAACAUGAGCUAAAAAGAGCACUCCAAGGAAAUUGUUGACAACACCACUAAAACACUGAUUAAACUAUUAACUAUUAUUCCAAUUCGGUGCUGAUCGCUGUUUCUUCCAUUUGCAUGCGUGUGUGUGUAUGUUGUCAGGGUGCCGGGGUUUUGUUUUCAGUCAAAAGUGUGUUUUUGAAGCCAGAAGGAGGAAGUCUCUUGCCAGCUUGGUUAGGUAGAGGUCUAGAUCCCUCAGAAUGACGUAACCCUCCACUCUGCUGUCCCAUACUGUUUUGGAUCUGGUUUGUGGGUUCAAGGGUGUGCGAGAGGUUGGCUUUGUCCAAGAGCUAUUCAUGUAACUCAUCUGGAGAAGAAAGGAAACAUUUUUCAUCAGACAUCAGUGUCACUUCCUCCGAAGGGUUUGUGUGGACUAAAAAAAGGGUAAAUUGUGAGUGGAUUUGAGGAAGAAGACUGUGGAUACCUGACUGCUGACUUGGCUCAUCAGGUCCCUCAGGUCAAGCUGAAUGUGCCUGAUGCUCUGGGGUAAAGUGUUGCCGAACACCCGAUUCAUCAUCUGCUCUUUCUCCUCUUCCUCUAGCUGUUUUCUCUUCUGCUCCAGCAUUUUCCAAUAGGCUUGAAUGUCCCAGAAAGUAGCAUGCAGUCGUUCCCAUUCCUGAAUGCGCAACAAGAGACAGACACAUGAUUACAUCAUCAAAAUGUUGCGCAAGACCCUCAUUUUGCUUGAAAUUGUAAAAGGGGAAUUCCACUCAAAUUUUACAUUCUGCAAGAUCAGACUCUCAGACGAUGUCAUCAGGUUUCGUGUUUUUUCCUCGUGAGGAAAAUAAUAUCUCAAAACAGUGGAAGAAAUUCUCAAAAAACGUUGAGAAAGUGUUUUGCAGUGUAACAACCAGUGGCGUAAGGUAGUUACGAAAGGCCGCUUUGCGCGCUAUUAUGACAGUCCCUAGUGCACGCUAGUUACUAGCUAUGAAGCACACACAAUCAGGAAUAUAUAUAUUUUACAAAUGAGUUACUUAGCUAUUGUAUUGGGAAUAGCUCUCUCUACGGCCCCCCCCCCCCCCCACCGCUCAGGCCCCAGUUCAACAACACUGCCUGCACUCUCGAACAACCAGACUGAUUUUUUUAUUGCAAUGUUUUGAAGAGGAUACUAACCGUCAGAUUUAUCCAGCUGUAGAAAUCUGUAGAAAGCAAUGGCAGGUCCUUCAACUGCCGACUUCUGUCCUCAAAAUGCUUAUUUCCCAACUGCUGCUCCUUCUGUUAAAGUAAACAUGGUAACCAUUAAAUAUUUGUAAUUAUAGGGAAAGCUAAUGAUGGCUGUGUGCAGAGCGCACAGUGAUAAGCUGACCCGUCAGGAGAGCAGGGAGACAUGUUUUUACUACUCACGUAUUUCUUCUGCAGCUGCUGGACACGGGUUCGGGUGGACCUCGUGAGACGAAAGGAGUUGUUGUAUGUAUUCCUCUGGAGGACCGGAGAUGGAGAAGAGGACUCCACACAGUCCAGUACACAGCAAAGGAGGAUGAGUGCCCGCCACCAAAGAGUCAUCUGAAACAGUCACAUGAACAGAGAUGCAGGUUCAUAUCAUCUAAUGUUUACAGUUCAAGAUGUAACACUUCUGCAUACAACACUGUACUUAGAAAAAAAGGGUGACCCACAGUAUCACGUCCAGUAUAAACUACAGUGUUCCGGUUAAGUGAACUGAUUCUCUUCAUGGGAACUUAACUGUCAAUUUCCAUACUUAGUGUCCAAAAGGAAGUCCAUUGAUAUUUCUUAAAGAAAAUCCAACCCAACAUCCUCCAAACUCCACCCCACGGCAUGCUUUCUUUCUUAUGUAAUUCUGUAACACAUUUUGUCUAGGUGCACAUGCAUGGAAACAGAAGUGUCUUGAUUCCUCUAAAUAGUUUAAGUGUGGAAGGAACGUGGCGGUUGUCUAUGCAAAGUCCUGAAUCCAAAGACUCGGAUUACAGACAUUACUGCCGGCUGCUGUUGCAACAAAGAUGCAAAUUACCGAUAAGGAAGACGUUAUUGAUGCUUACAGAAACACUGCAGCUUUCUGUCAAGCUUUUUUACUGUUUGAAAUAGGCAGUUUAAGUAAAGUGUGUUCAAGAAAUACAAACUGAAUGUUCCCAAACCAAUGAGUCCAUUUACUUGUAUAUGCACUGCCAUAAACACACUCUGCAUCUGUUUCUACAAUUGUCUGCUGUGUAAUUUCUAACAUGUGCAUACAUGGUGAUUCACUAAAUAAUUAAAAGAAAUGUAAUCUAAACUUAUAUACAUGUAUAUUCACAAAUACACAACCCAUCAAACUAUGGUCUUAAGUAUCUAUCUUUUUAAGAUAGGCUUACCUUGGAUCAGCAGUGAACAAGAUCAGGAUAAAUUCAUGCUAUGGUAAGGCUCAUGUACUGUUUAUAUAUUUGUCAGGUUCUUGCUUUCGGUUUCUGACUGGAGUUUUUUCUUUUUUUCCUUUCUGUCAUUCUCUCUUACUCUCUCCCUGUUUCAGCAUCUUGUGGUCAUCAAUAUGUUUCAGACAGAAGUGGUAGGUAGGUGAGGAAGUGAGCUACAAAGGAAAUGCAUCGUGCAUUUUCUUUUCUCUAACAGGCAUGUGGGAAAUUAGUGUUUUUUAGGAGCUCUGAUUAAAUGUUUGGGUUAGCUCUAGUCUAAAAAACCUAUUAUCUAAAAAACGUUCAGAGUGUGGUUGCGUAUUUAAGGGGCAUCACCUUUUUUACCAGGAUAUUUAAAGUUAAACUACUGACAGACAAACUGACAGAUAGACAAGAAAGGAAAGCAAAUAGGAGUAUAAGUGUGAACAAUAUGUCACUUUUAUUAUUGAUAUCCUGCCUUAAUAACUGCUAUUUAUAAUCAAUUCAAAACAACUGAAAUCACUAAACUUUUUUCAGGUGGCAGUGAAGUUCAGUCUUGACUGUGCAUCUUAAGGGAAUGUUUGAGGAGUCUCAUGAUGGAGAUGAGUAAUGACUGGCAGUUUCACUGAAUCUCACUAAACAAGACAGAAAAAAACAACUUAACUACCCUUAUGACUCAUCAUUGAAUAUCAUUUUUGGAAAAAGGCGUUUUAUCAUAAAUUUGCAUUGUCACAGAAUAAAAACUGAAGCACUUUGUUGCUUGUUUGUUAAAAAAAGUUAUAUUCGAAAUUAAGAUAUUAUUAGUGUCAUUAUGUAAUAUAUGUGAUUCUCUGGGUCUGAUGUUGAUUCUGAGGCUUCACUGCUGCCAUGCAAAGUCCUCGUUACGAGGGAACUAAUGAAGAAUAAAGCUCGUUAUUGUCAACAGCCCUGCCAACUCUGAGUUUAUUUCUUCAUCUGUUCUGUUUUCAUGCCAUAUCACUAACUGCCACUCCUUCCUGCCCUGCGAGCAUCUCAUUCCCAUUCCCAUCACCUAAACUUCACUCUUCCCACCUGCACCUCAUUCCUUCAUCAGCCACCAUCUAUGUAUACCUCCCCAGAUCAAUUGUUCCUCUGCCAGACUGUCUAGUAGCCUUCCUCAGAUUUGUUUACCUGGUCUCCUGCCUGCCUUGAAAAGAUGAACUUUCCUGUUACAUUGAUCGCAUCUGUGCCGUGCUUUGUCCAGAAUCAUGACAGUCAUAACCUUGAUAUGCCAUUUUCUGUAGAUUUGACUGUAGUUUUCCAUUUUACAUCACUCAUUCUCAUCUCUAGGCUUUAUUUAGUCGGAUCUUGCAUGCUCUUACAAAAUGUUCUCGGUGUUAUAGUUGAAAAUGUUAUUGAAAAUGUAUAUAUUCAGUUUUCCUCAUGGCCAAAGGAACUGCUCCCUCUUCCAGAAAAUUGCACACACUCAUGAAGAACUUGAUAAUUCUUCGGCGGUAAAUUCCCAACCAGAGAUAAAUCUAAAGUGUAAAAUGUGGGAAGUCACCCAACAUUCAAAUGAAAGACAACUGGGGGGAUAUUCUGUCAACCCACUGAAAAUUGAAUAAAAUACUGAGUUGAUUAAAGCUUUUGUUUUAUGAUCAGUGAGCUUGAAAGAAAUAAAGUUGGAAAUGUGUACAGUGCCA
This is a messenger RNA of Anarrhichthys ocellatus (wolf-eel), 8349 nucleotides long. RefSeq names its product myosin Ic, paralog a (gene myo1ca). Gene Ontology annotation, molecular function: microfilament motor activity; actin filament binding; ATP binding. Gene Ontology annotation, cellular component: cytoplasm; microvillus; plasma membrane. Gene Ontology annotation, biological process: actin filament organization; actin filament-based movement; endocytosis. The transcript is spliced from 32 exons. Lineage: Eukaryota; Metazoa; Chordata; Actinopteri; Perciformes; Anarhichadidae. The record is from RefSeq and is a predicted model, not a curated record. Bases 630 to 3767 code for a protein of 1045 amino acids.